Molecule: messenger RNA, 1729 nt
Organism: Salvia miltiorrhiza (redroot sage)
Lineage: Eukaryota; Viridiplantae; Streptophyta; Magnoliopsida; Lamiales; Lamiaceae
Product: protein NODULATION SIGNALING PATHWAY 2-like
Exons: 1
Coding region: 111-1586 (491 amino acids)
Biological process (GO): regulation of DNA-templated transcription
Cellular component (GO): nucleus
Molecular function (GO): sequence-specific DNA binding; DNA-binding transcription factor activity
Source: RefSeq, a predicted model, not a curated record
UCAUUCCCUUUUUAGUAGAUUCAUACACUCCCUUUAAAUCUUACAAUAAACACUCAUAGCUACAAAAAAUAAAAUCAUAUUUGUGAAUUUAAUCCACGUCUAAAUUAGCCAUGGCAAUGGUGAUGGACCUCGGUUUUCUUAGUUAUGAUGAUUAUAGUGCCAUGGACGCGGUCACGACCACGACCACGACCACCACCAGCACCACCACGACCACGACCUCGUCCACCGACGAGGGGUGCAAUUGGAACGACUGGUCGCCGGUGGUGGACUGGGAGGCGCUCUCCGGCGACCAGGAAGACUUCCAAAACCUCAUUGAUUCAAUGAUUGAUGAGAAUAAUGUGGUGUUGCAACAAUCCAUUAGGCCAAGUUACGUUCAUGAAGAGUACAACAAUCAAUCCCCAGAGUAUAACAUGGCGACGGACGAGGACUCGAAGGGGCUGCGGCUCAUCCAUCUUCUCAUGGAGGCGGCGGAGGCGAUGGCCGGUGCCAACAAGUGCCGCGAAUUGGCCAGGGUGAUAUUGGUUCGGCUCAAGGAGUUGGUGUCGCCAACCGACGGCACCAACAUGGAGAGGCUUGCCGCCUACUUCACCGACGCUCUGCAGGCCUUGCUCGACACCGCCGCCGGAGGCGCCAAGCACGCCCUGGGCGGCGGCGAGCACCACCGGUCCGACGUGCUCGCGGCGUUCCAGUUGCUGCAGGACAUGUCCCCUUACGUGAAAUUCGGGCAUUUCACGGCGAAUCAAGCCAUAUUGGAGGCCGUGGCUCAUGACCGGAGGGUCCACAUAGUGGACUAUGACAUCAUGGAGGGGAUCCAGUGGGCCUCACUAAUGCAGGCCCUCGUCUCUAGGAAAGACGGGCCCCCGGCCCCACACCUCAGGAUCACCGCGGUCUCGAGGAGCGGGGCCGGGCGCCGCUCCUUCGGCACCAUCCAGGAGACCGGGCGGCGCCUUACCGCCUUCGCGGCUUCCAUAGGCCAGCCCUUCUCAUUCCACCAGUGCAGGCUGGAUGUGGAUGAGACGUUCAGGCCGUCCUCUCUGAAAUUAGUCAGAGGGGAGGCCCUUAUAAUCAAUUGUAUGUUGCACCUGCCGCAUUUCAAUUAUCGAGCCCCGGAUUCAAUUACUUCAUUUCUAUCCGGGGCCAAGACUCUGAAUCCGAGGCUGAUUACCCUUGUAGAGGAGGAGAUGGCCCCCACGAGCGAUGGGGGCUUCGUGGGUCGGUUCAUGGACUCGUUGCACCACUUCUCGACCGUUUAUGACUCCUUAGAGGCCGGGUUCCCGAUGCAGAGCCGUGCUCGGGCUUUAGUCGAACGUGUUUUUUUGGGGCCCCGGAUUAUGGGAUCGUUGGCCCGUAUAUACCGGGCCCGGGACGAGGAGGGAGGCUACUCUUGGGGGCAGUGGUUGGGUGCGGUUGGGUUUCGACCGGUGAGCAUAAGCUUUGCCAAUCAUUGUCAAGCAAAAUUGCUAUUGGGACUAUACAAUGAUGGGUAUAGGGUUGAGGAAUUGACAACUAAUAAACUAGUUCUUGGAUGGAAGUCACGGCGCCUACUUUCUGCUUCUAUUUGGACCUCUCAAGACAGUGAUUUGUAAUUUGAUUUGAGUUUUUUGCUUGUUUUAUUAGGAGUUGUGAAAUAUUUCCUCGACCUUCUUUUUUACUACAAUAUCGUGUUAUGCUUAUAUGUAUGUAUAUAAAUUUGAGCAUGUAUAUUGGAGAAAGUUUUGAGCUUAAUUUG